AUGACCCGGGGAAGAUGGCUGCGUUGACAGCAGAAAACUUUGCUGCGCUCCAGAGCCUGCUGAAGGCCUCCUCGAAAGAUGUUGUCAGACAGCUAUGCCAAGAGAGUUUUUCCACUUCAGCCCUUGGCUCGAGAAAACUCCUGGAUAUUACGUGUUCCAGCUUGUCUGUGACCCAGGAGGAGGCAGAGCAAGGCUCCCCGUCUGUCCUGCAGCUGCUCCAGGCUCUGCACCGCCUCACCAGGCUGGCGGCAUUCCGUGACCUGUCUUCCGCCGAGGCGGUUCUGGCUCUCUUUCCUGAAAAUUUCCACCAAAACCUCAAAAACCUGCUGACAAAAAUCAUCCUUGAACACGUAUCUACUUGGAGAACUGAAGCCCAAGCAAAUCUGAUCUCCCUGCCACGCCUGGUCGACCUGGACUGGAGAGUGGACAUCAAAACGGCCUCAGACAGCAUCAGCCGCAUGGCUGUGCCCACCUGCCUGCUGCAGCUGAAGAUCCAGGAAGAUCCUAGUCUGUGUGGGGACAAACCCUCCGUCUCAGCUGUCACCAUGGAGCUGAGCAAGGAAACGCUGGACACUAUGUUAGAUGGGCUGGGCCGCAUCCGAGACCAGCUUUCUGCCGUGGCCAACAAAUGAGCCCAGCCAGCUGCCAGCCCCACUGCCCUGCCCCAGCUGCUCGUCAGUAAUGGAGCACCUCCCAGGACCAGGCGGCCUGCCCUUGGUAGCAGCAGCCACAGCUGACCGCAGGCGGGAUGCUGGGGACCGAGAGGAUGCUGCCAUCCAGAAGGGAGGAGGCACCAUGCUGUUCUCCUCACUCAUCUUUUUUCUCUUUCCGAAGCUGGUGAGCAGAAGACUCCAUCUUUGAAAGGCUCCUAUGUACGACUUCAUUCCCACUGUGGCAGUGUGAGGGAGCAUUUGCUUCAUCAGCCGCCUCUGCAUGACCGAUUGGAAGAUUCAGGCCCAAAUUGUAGAGCUUGUCUAAUAAGUUCCUUUCCAGCAUUAGCUCUAAUUAGUGCAUUUCCAACCCGGAACGCAUGGUGGGAAUCAGGUGGGUGAUGCCAGCAGUCCCUGCUUCUCUGUCUGAGAAGCCAGGCAGAGCCUCGGAGCAGGGCCAGCACGGUGUGGCCCACCCUGCCCUAAGUCGGGGGCCUUCCCAAGCUCCCUCAGCCCUACUGGACCACCUUCCAGCACAGGAAGUCUGAAAUGGGGGCUAACCCCUUUCUUUGUGAAGCUUGGGACCCCUUCCUUGAUACAAUGCAGCUACUCCAGGGUGAAGAAGGGGGAGUGAUUGGAAAUAAAUAACGGUUCUGAAAACUGCA
Molecule: messenger RNA, 1315 nt
Organism: Rhinolophus ferrumequinum (greater horseshoe bat)
Lineage: Eukaryota; Metazoa; Chordata; Mammalia; Chiroptera; Rhinolophidae
Gene: COMMD9
Product: COMM domain containing 9
Exons: 6
Coding region: 15-632 (205 amino acids)
Source: RefSeq, a predicted model, not a curated record